Messenger RNA from Rhagoletis zephyria (snowberry fruit fly), 718 nucleotides. Its product is annotated as voltage-dependent T-type calcium channel subunit alpha-1I-like. The record is from RefSeq and is a predicted model, not a curated record. Gene Ontology annotation, cellular component: voltage-gated sodium channel complex; plasma membrane; neuron projection. Gene Ontology annotation, molecular function: voltage-gated sodium channel activity; low voltage-gated calcium channel activity. NCBI's taxonomy places the organism in Eukaryota, Metazoa, Arthropoda, Insecta, Diptera, Tephritidae. Gene Ontology annotation, biological process: transmembrane transport; membrane depolarization during action potential; calcium ion import.
UCGAUGAUGCAGAGUUCUGGUUAUAAGACGAAGUUAAAAAUGCUCAUUCGGCGACUGAAGCCGACGAACGUGACAGAGCAGAGGGAAACAUACUCGCUGUACAUAUUCGCGGAAGAUAAUAGGUUCCGUGAACUAUGUGUGUGGUUUGUUAAUCAGAAAUGGUUCGACAAUGUUGUCCUGCUGUUUAUCGCACUCAAUUGUAUUACCUUGGCUAUGGAACGACCAAAUAUACCGCCAACGAGUACGGAGCGUUAUUUUCUUGCCACAGCCAAUAACGUGUUCACAGCCGUUUUUACAGUGGAAAUGCUCAUUAAGGUGGUGUCGACUGGCAUGUUUUAUGGCCAUGAUGCCUACUUUACAUCCGGCUGGAAUAUAAUGGAUGGCUCGUUGGUUAUAAUAUCAAUCAUUGAUUUAUUAAUGUCAUUGUUUAGCCAAUCGAGUCCAAAGAUAUUUGGGAUUUUAAGGGUAAGUAGUGGGCAAGUAUGUUUGAUAAAUUACAUGUAUCUGCAUACAAAUGUAUAUAAGUAUGUAUGUAUAUACAUACAUGAUGACAUAACGAGGAUUAAGGGGUUAAGUUGUGUAGUAUUUACAAUAAUUGGCUUACGGUGUGGAGUAUAUUGAGUAAGGACGAUGUUGGCGAUAUUACACUUGCUUGCAGUGCUGGUAAAAUGUCAAAUCAGGUUAAAAGUGAGACAAAGAGUAGAAUGAAGAAGAUGGG